Messenger RNA from Folsomia candida, 2595 nucleotides. RefSeq lists its product as uncharacterized. The transcript has 6 exons. Bases 1914 to 2513 code for a protein of 199 amino acids. Lineage: Eukaryota; Metazoa; Arthropoda; Collembola; Entomobryomorpha; Isotomidae. The record is from RefSeq and is a predicted model, not a curated record.
CAUAACUGCCAAAAACAUGCGUUUUUAUGCUAAAUUAGAUUUGUCCUGAAAAAUUUUGACCAAAUAUUUAUAUAGAAAUGAUCUACUCAUUACUACCAUCAAUUAAAAAAAAUGAAUUGAUGCACUUAAAAAAACGGAGAUUACGUAAGGGGUGCAGAGGAGCGGUACACCCCUGCCCAGUAGUUACGAGCUGGCGGGCCUUUCUCAUAUGUUUCUCAAAUAAAAUACCCUCACUCCAACCAAACCAGGUCUUAAAUAAUUUAAGUUAAAUUACAAAUUUAAUUGAACUGUUUAAUUAAAUUAAUUAGUGCCAAUUAGUGGUGUGCGACGUGACGAGGGUCAGUAUUGAGUAAUAGCAGAUAAGAUGGGGGGCGAAUGGUGGUUUGCAUUUUUCAAGGAUGACGACGACGACAAGACCAAGGCCGAGGAGGGCAAAGGGGCAACAUCUUCUUCGACCAGGGCCCCUGAAAAUAAGGGUCACAAUCACAAGACCGCCCCACUACGGCCCAAAUUCGACGUGAAAAAGUAUCAAACUUUUCUCCUCCAAGUUCGGAAUCGCUACCAGCACAAGUUGAGGACGAAUGUGGAGGAAAACUAUACUGCAAAAUGGUCUCAAGUUCAGCAAGGGCAAGAACCGCAGAACAACAUUUUCGCCAAGUUUACGUACCCUUGUCGACGCGGCUGUGGUCAUGGAGAAAAUGGUCAAGAAAUGACCAAUCGCGACGGCGUUUCGACGGGCGGCUGGACCUUGUAUUGGGACCCUGUGAAAGAGAUGGCUGAGCAAAAUCGUACCCGUCAAAGAUUCUCUCUUUCGGACGUUUAUGCCCGCUGUGCUCCGUGGGAUUUUAUUUCCUUGUCGGUUGAAGUGCAGAAAACCUUGGCGCAAGAAUUUCGCCAUCAUUUCCAACUCUACUUGGGCGAUGGCAUAGGGGGCUAUGGGGAUGAGUGUGACGAGUAUUGGGGGUACAAGCAGCCAGAGGCGGAGUAGUGUCGGUGGAGGCACGUGGAGGACUUUAAGGUUUGUCGGUCCGGGUUUUGCAAGGCCUUAAAAACCACCUAAAAGGCCUAUUUGGCGAGCGUCGCCAGUUGGCGCCGGGCGUUGUAAGUGAGCUAAUGAUUUCAAAUUUUGAAUGUAAACCAUUUACACCCAGCGCCACCCUCUCAGCGACAAUUCAGUAGUCCAGGUCUAAGACCAACCACCCCCCCAGGGGGUGUGGCUCGUAAAAAUUUUGGGAAUCAAUCCCCCAACCCGCAGGAUCGUAUAAUAUGCUAAAAUAGUUGAGGUAAUGAGUCUAGAGACUUUCUAGAAACCGUGACACUGGCUGGCCGCAGUAUGCACGAGUAGCCGGCUGCAGGGGAGUACCGUACCACCGCCUACAGAAUGGCUGGAUAAAUCCCUUUUUUUAAUGAAACACUCAUAUUGCAAAAAUUUCAAACUUUCACACAUAAAAUUGUUUCAGAACAAUAAAACGUGCAAAAAAUCAGAAAAAUUCGUUUGAUUUGUGCCAAAUUAGAUUUUUCCUGAAAAUUUUUGACCAUGAUGGUUGAAUUUUUUAUGCAGGAAUGAUUUACUUAUUAAUUAAUACCUUCAAUUUUUAAAAAUCGUGUAAAAAUCGUUUAAAAUCGUGUAAAUCGUGUAAAAAUUUUAAAAGAGUGUGUGGUCAUUGAGAUGACCGUUAUUCACUUUUAAAAACGGGGGUGCUGAGGAGCAGUACACCCCUGCAUAAUACUUACAGAGAAAGUGUAGCUGGCGGGUCCAUCAAUACACAAUACGUUUCUUCAUUCUCAAACAAUAAAAUACCCCGAAAAUCACUCCGUCCAAGCCAAACCUUAAGUUACAAGUUAAAUUGAACUGAAUUAAUUGGUGGUGCAAGUUAACUUACGAGUGUUAGUAUCGAGUAGUAGAAGUUAAGAUGGGAGGAGAAUGGGAAUUUGCAUUUUUCAAGGAUGACGAAAACGGGGCCGAGGGCAAAAGGACGACCUCUUCUGCGUCCAGCGCCGCACAAAAUAAGGGUCGCAACCCCACGCCACGGCCCAAAUUCGACGUGAAAAAGUAUCAAACUUUUCUGCUCCAACUUCGAAACCGCUACCAGCACAAAUUGAAGACGAAUAAGGAAUAUUCGGCAAUGUGGUCUAAAGUUCAGGAAGGCCAAGAGCCACAGGACAACAUUUUCGCCAAGUUUACGUACCCUUGUCGACGCCGCUGUGGGCAUGGAGAAAAUGGUCAAGAAAUGAACAAUCGUGGCGUCUCUACAGCGUUCUGGACCUUGUAUUGGGACCCCGUGAAAGAGAUGGCUGAGCAAAAUCAUACCCGUCAAAGAUUCUCGUUAUCCGACGUUUACGCCCGUUGUUCUCCGUGGGAUUUUAUUCGCUUGUCGGUGGAAGUGCAGAAAACCGUGGCGCUAGAAUUUCGCCAUCAUUUCCAACUCUACUUGGGCGAUGGGUUAAGUGGUUGCGAUGAUGAGGGUUGCGGAUAUGGGAAGCCAGAAGCAGAGUACUGUGGCGGUGAUUAAUAAUCAAUAAUUAAAUUGUUAAAUUGUCAAUGUAAUGGAACUAAUUAUUUUGAAUUAAAUUGUCACAAAUUGAAAAUUUAAA